Messenger RNA from Geodia barretti, 633 nucleotides. The record is from the annotation of a GenBank genome assembly. Lineage: Eukaryota; Metazoa; Porifera; Demospongiae; Tetractinellida; Geodiidae.
AUGAAACUGGUCGUUGUUGACUACGAGUCGGGCAACCUGCGCAGCGUCUCCCGCGCGCUGGAGACCUGCGGCGUUGCGCCCCUGGUUACCUGCGAUCCAGACGAGUUGGCGGAGGCCGACGCGGUAGUGCUGCCUGGGGUUGGCGCAGGGCCGUCCGCGAUGAAUGCCCUGAACGAACGUGGUUUGGUGCAGCCAUUGCGGGACUUCACCGCCAGCGGCCGCCCGUUUCUCGGCAUCUGCCUGGGCCUGCAGCUAUUGCUCGAUUGGACAGCCGAGGAACCCGGGGCGUCCUGCUUGGGCAUCGUACCAGGACAGGUGAUUCGCCUGCCCGACGAGCAGAACGACAAGUCGCUGAAGAUCCCCCACAUGGGUUGGAACAGCGUGGCUUUGAGUCAAGAGCACCCGGCCUUCUGCGGCAUCGAAUCUGGCAGCUACUUCUACUUCGUACACAGUUUCUAUGCAGACCCCCAGGAUAGGGAAGGCGUCGUCGGUACCACUGAAUAUGGCCUGCCAUUCUGUAGCGCCUACGCCAAGGACAACGUUGUGGCCACGCAGUUCCACCCGGAGAAGAGCGGUCCCGUGGGUCUGCGCAUCUACCGGAACUUCGUAGCAAUGGCGGCCGGCGGCUACUGA